This is a messenger RNA of Durotheca rogersii, 6479 nucleotides long. RefSeq lists its product as uncharacterized. Bases 270 to 6083 code for a protein of 1937 amino acids. Lineage: Eukaryota; Fungi; Ascomycota; Sordariomycetes; Xylariales; Xylariaceae. The transcript has 8 exons. Gene Ontology annotation, biological process: phosphatidylinositol-mediated signaling; phosphatidylinositol phosphate biosynthetic process. The record is from RefSeq and is a predicted model, not a curated record. Gene Ontology annotation, cellular component: plasma membrane; cytoplasm. Gene Ontology annotation, molecular function: 1-phosphatidylinositol 4-kinase activity.
CUUAACUUUUGGGACCCCUACUAUGAGAGAGACCUACCCAAGGAAGUGCAUCAUCGUCAUUUUAAUUCAUCCUCGACUCCUUUUGACACUUGUACUCUCAUCUCUUUACUGAUUCCGAAACUCAUAUUUUCUCGUCAUCGGCAUCUCCGAGAUCCUCGAAUGCUCAUACAUGUAGCAGUCUAUUUUUUUCCCUGUAUAUCGAAACAAAAUACUUGUCAAAACGUGUGUGCGCUUGAGACCUCGGACAACACCCCUCGAGAGCCUGAGAGAUGGCACGUAACAUUCGCCAGCAGGCACUCGAGAAGAUUGCCGUGCUUUCUGCCACAUGCUCCGCGACCUCCUUCGACAGAUCCGACCUUGAUCGCUUGUGCAGGGCUACCAAUGCUCGUGGGAAAGGAAAAGAAGCAGCCAAUGGCUCCUCGAGGGGCUACUCGUCAUCGCUGGCUCGCGUUCCUAUGACCAUCCGCGAAUUCGAAGUUCUCAUUUCUCUUUGCAAAGCUGCCCCCAUGAUUCGGGGUAUUCAGAGCGCCCAGAGACUCGUUAGCCAGCUCGUCCCCUAUCUCCUCGAAGCUCACGCGCAGACCUUCCUUUCCUCGCCCGCCUUCAGCAAGAUGGAACCGUCGCCAAUCGAAACAUUGGCCUCAAGUGUCACCGCCGCUUUGUUAUCGCUUGGGAAUAGCUACGAUGACCUACACGAGAUCGUGUCUGAUACUGUUCGGGGUUUCCUUUCCGCGGCGCGUACGGCAAUCCACGCCGUCACCCCUUCCAAGUUUGACGAGGGCGUGCACCCGAACCUCGAGGAUGCCACGCGCAUUGCAACCAUAGCUAUAUCUUUAAUCGGGUUCUUAGAUGCCGCUUCCGCCCAGACUAACUUUUGGCGGACCGGCGGAAGGCUUGCCUUGAUUCAGAAGGUCAGCGACCUGCUUUCUGAAUCAUUCCUCAUUGCUGUAGAUGGGGCAUUUUCCAUCAUUCGGAAUACCCACACGUCGGAUCGCAAUGCCAAGGACUGGAAGAGAUGUCUUCGACACUACGCCAAUCACGGGAGACCUUUAGGCCCUCUUCUGUUGCAGAGGAGCUUUAUGUGGCUCUUGGUCUCUACAACCUCGCUUUUGAUCACUGAUGUCAAGCUUCUCAAGACCUCUCACAUCCUUGACUUAUUAAUGUCAAAAGACGACCUGCUAAAACCGGGCAGUUUGACCACUCCGGAUGCCAAUUUCCAGUCAAUUGAAUUAUACGCGAGCAUUGCUCAGGAGGAGAUGGAACACGUAGAGGCCAGCGCCGAUUUCAUUCAGCUGGCCUCACCCUCUCACCAGAGGUUGGCCUGUGCUGUGAAGGCCGGUGCCAUUAUUAGUUUCUUGAACUGUUCGGUGCUCAAUGAGGAUGCCGCCGAUCCGGACCUUCUUAUGGGCUGGCUUCAGGAGUGUCUAGAAAACUCGGCGCAGAUGCUAGAUGAGACGUUAGCCUCGACGGUUCUUCGGUCAAUGGCUGUCCUGUCUAGAACCUUGCCGAACUUCGCCCCCAAUGUUAUUCGGCUCCUGCCUCGAUUCAUCGUUCAAACCACGCUGUCUAGCAAUAUCGUUGCUGUGGCCUCGAAAUGUUUGGCGUCAGCCUUGAACGUGCUGUCUCAAGAUGCGGUCAUUACAACGCUUUAUACCCUUGGAAAUGUGCUGAGCCCCGACACUGACCAGAACGUCGUAAAUGGGUCUGCUAGCGAGCUGGGGGGCAAUGCCGCCGUAUUGCCGAACGUUUACCCUGGGAGACAGGCUACGGGAAGCGAAAUUUCGCUCCAGAUUCAUGGCGAGGAAGACACCACCAUGGUGUACGCGAACAUCGUCCAGGCGAUAUGUGGUAUUGCAGAUAUAUGCAACGAUGAGAAGAUCACAGCGCUUGCGCAAGCAAUGCUUCUGCAAAAGUUGACCAAAGUCAACCACCUUGUCGACAGCCAUAUUAUUGUCGGCGCCAGCUUUUUAUCCCUAAGCGGUGGGCAGCUGGAGUUCAGGUCUCUUCUCAGGUUGUAUUCGAGGCUCUGCCACAACGCAUCCGCCGAUAACAACGCCGUGAUCCUCGAUGCAGUUAGGAAGGCUCGAAAUCACAUAUCGGCGAAUGUGAAGCGGCACUCACCACUAUUUGACAUUUAUCUAGAGCACAUGCUGGAGGAGCUUAUUUCCAAGGGAGACGUGCAUCAGUCCCAGCACAUGAAAGAGUCUGAUGUCGAAUUCGCAGCGCUCGAGAUUGCCCAGCUUCUCCAGCCUCUCUCCAUAUUGAUGUCAACGCAUGAAUUUGCUGCUGAGCUGGAUGAUGACAAGCAUUCGCUAAUCCGCGAUGUUUGGUUUAAUAUUGUUGUGCACGGCUUCACGCCAGUAACCGAAAAGGGUCAGAAGUAUGUCAAUGAGUUGCGUGUCAUGGCUAUCCACUCUCCACCACUUGUUGCCGAGCAGCGAGGCGAGCAGCUCGAGAGCGAUAUAGAGCUAAACACUGUUCUUCGCCGAGCCAAUACCUCCGAUCGGGAGGCUAAGCAGAAAAGGCAGCUCACAGAACUUGUACCCACCAAGGCAGCUGAUAUCAGGGGAUUAAGCUACAGAAAAGCUAUAUUCCUACAGGCCGCGUACCUAGUUGAAAGCCUGCGAGCCGACUCUGGCGAUUGCACCAAGACUCUAUCAUAUUAUCUAGAGCCUAGCAUGCGCAACGAGAAUGUGCGAAGUGUUAUGGAGGGGAUCACGGCAGUUGUGCUCGAAAAAUACUUGUCCAAGACCCUCGAGGCGAAGCUGCCGACAUUUUCUGCUCACUAUGCGGCAUCGCAACUUGCGGCAAUCUUCUGCGGGUGUUGUCACCGCAUCCAGCGUGUUCAACAAGCCGCAUUCUACUGCGCCGACAAGUUCAUCCGGGAGAUCCCAUCAUCUCUUUGUCAGAAAUCAUCACUAUAUGCACUCCUCGAGUUACUGUCUCUGAUGUGGACAAGUUGCUUUGAGGCCGAGACCGAAAUGUACGAUCCGCGAUCGGUCUUCACGUCCCGAUUGGGGCGUGUUAUAGUUGAGCUCUCAGAUGACUACGCCUUCAGAAAGACGACGCUAAACAACCUGUAUACGAGAGCCAAGAGUUGGGUUUCACUCGUGAUAAAUCUAUCGCCUGCGGAUGUCAAGGGCCUGCUCCAGACAUACUUGUCUGAAUUUGACGACGAUGGUGCUUACGAACACAUGUCUCUCGGUCGGUCGUUUGCUCUGGAGAUGGGAUCUUCAAUACCUGCUACAGAUCAAAAACUGACGUCUCUGGAUCCUGUCGGCGAAACUGCCAUCAACACCGCAUCCCACUUCGUCGCCCAAUACACGACCCGUCAAGAAUAUAGAUACGGCGAAGCGCUUGCCCACCAUGGUAAGGAUCUUAUCAACCUCUUGCCAGAAGUGCGACGGGAUUCCUUCAUCAGAUCUGCCCCGACCGAUCGUGCCGACGCCGUUGCAGCGUUGGCUCAUGUGGAGUCUCGUCUAAUCGGCAAAAGAAAUGCCCCCCUACACGAAUUGAGGGAUAUCCUCCGGAGAGCGGCGGCUCUGCUAUGUCGUAGUGAGAAAGAUGAGAGUGCCAUCACCCAUUAUCUCGUCAGCAUUCCCUUCGGAAUAUUCACCAAAGAGUCCAUAAAUUUUGGGGUUUCUCUCUGGCUCGGUGUCAUGAACGAGAAUCCUCGAAUGCAGUCGAGGUUACUGGUUGAAAUAGCCCAGCAGUGGGAGGCCGUCAUCCAUAAGAAGCUCGGGUUGUUUAACCCUACCUUGAUGCAUCCGGAUCCCUUCUUUCUCAAAGAGGAGUUUGCCCCAAGUGAUAAUGAGGGCCUUGCGAAGCGACGGCAGCAGGUUCACAACCUGCUAGCUCCACAUACCCGAUUGACACAAUUCUUCAACAGUCACUUCAAUGCUACCCGACUCGGCAGUCCAGAUACGAAUAGGAUCUUUCUUCGCACGCUGGACAUAACUCUCGACGCCCUCAAGAACUCGGUUUCCCACCCUAUGGCUCGAGAGCUCCGCCUAAGGAUCGUUCUCUUUAGCCUCAAAGUACUGAGGAUGAGCACAGCUGUUCCUCCAUUAAUCCAGUGGCGCCUCAAGGACAAGAUUCUCUCUGCGGCUCUGAGCUGGUUUAAGUUUUCGCCGAAAUGGUCCUUCGGAAGCAACCUACUCCAGUUGAAGACGGAAGUGCGACUGAUCGGCGAUGUCAUGAGUGCUCUCGGGGCUCUUUCCUACAUUGGGGCUCAGGCAAUCGGCAACUUCAAAGUCUUAGCCCAAAAGGAGGCGCUACUUCAAAUCCUACUCGAGAGCGAACUAGCCAGAUUGAAUGUUUGGGUCCAUCCGUUGAACGACAGCCACUAUCCACGACCUCAUAUCUUGACGCACUCUGGCAGGACGCUACUUGAGACAACUCUUAAACCUCUUGUCCGAGUGGCCUGGACCGAGAACCCUUCUCUGGCAAUCGAGCUAGUCAGCAGAUUUCCGAUCCCAGCCGUGCAGAACGAAGUCCGGUGGCUGCUCCUAAACUUCCCUGAUAAGGCAAUAUCCGAACCCGAGGCUCUGCCAAUACUACUAGGAGGCGAACUACCGCCUGACGUUCGAUUCCAGCUAAAGUACCUACUCUUCUGGGCCCCCGUCAAUCCCGUAACCGCUGUUACAUACUUCUUGCCAUCGUACCGCAACCAUCCGUUCCUCAUCCAGUACGCCAUGAGGACCUUAGAGUUCCAUUCAAUCGACGUCACUUUCUUCUAUGUACCGCAAAUUGUACAGGGUCUCCGAUUUGAUGUUCUUGGAUAUGUGGAGCGUUAUAUCAUCGAAACUGCACAAUUUUCUCAACUCUUUGCGCAUCAGAUCAUCUGGAACAUGAAGGCAAACUCUUACAAGGAUGAUGAUGCUACAAUUCCCGAUGGUAUAAAGCCCGCUCUUGACAAGGUAAUGGAGAAGAUGGUUGGUAGCUUUUCCGACGAAGACAGGAACUUCUACGAAAGGGAGUUCGCGUUCUUCGACGAGGUCACCAGCAUAUCCGGAAAGCUCAAGCCACUGAUUAAGCGGGAUAAGCCAGAAAAGAAGCAAAAGAUCGAGGAGGAGCUCAGGAAGAUCACAGUUGAUGUUGGGGUCUAUCUCCCUAGUAAUCCCGAUGGCGUCGUUAUCGGCAUCGACCGUAAGUCGGGCAAGCCACUCCAGUCUCAUGCCAAAGCUCCAUUCAUGGCCACAUUCCGCAUCAAGAAAUCAAAGGGCAACGUUGGAGGAUUGGAGGAGGCGUCGCAGGAUACGGGCAAGACGGACGGAACGCCAACGGAAAACACGAUCGAGGUGUGGCAGAGCGCCAUCUUCAAAGUCGGCGAUGACUGUCGGCAGGAUGUGUUGGCGUUGCAGAUGAUCGCCGCCUUCCGUGGGAUCUUCCACAGUGUCGGCCUCGAUGUCUUCGUUUUCCCAUACCGGGUGACUGCCACCGCACCCGGCUGUGGCGUGAUCGACGUCCUACCCAACUCCAUCUCCCGAGAUAUGCUCGGCCGCGAGGCCGUCAACGGACUGUACGACUAUUUCAUCAGCAAGUACGGCAACGAAGAUUCAAUCCGCUUCCAGCAUGCCCGCAACAAUUUCGUGAAGAGCAUGGCUGCCUACAGCAUCAUCUCUUUCCUUCUACAGUUCAAGGACCGACAUAACGGCAACAUUAUGAUCGACGACGCAGGUCAUAUCCUUCACAUCGACUUCGGCUUCUGCUUCGAUAUCGCGCCGGGCGGGGUACGCUUCGAGCGCGCGCCCUUCAAGCUGACAGGCGAGAUGCUAGCGGUGAUGGGCGGCAGCACCGAUCACCAAUCGUUCAAGUGGUUCGAGGAGCUAUGCGUCAAGGCGUUCCUAGCGUGCCGACCGCACGCAGAGAAGCUGAGCCAGAUCGUGUUGCUCAUGAUGGAGAGCGGCCUCCCUUGCUUCAAGCCGGAGAGCGUACGGUUCUUCAAGGAGCGGUUCGUGCUCGAGAAGAAUGAGCGCGAGGCCGCCGAGUUCGUCAGAGAUCUGGUCAGGAGGAGCGCGGGAAGCUACAGCACGAUGGUCUACGACCAGUUCCAGCUCAUGACCAACGGUAUCCCCUACUAAGAGAGGGAGAUAUAGGGAGAUAUAGGGAGAGAGGAGAGGGAGUAUGUGUGUGUGGAUGAGCAAGCGGAGAGGAUGACGCAGAUCUGUUUGCCAUUUUUGUCAUGUCCCCUUUCUCUUCUUCUAGAUAUUGCGAGCAGCUUGGCGAGGUCUAUGAGAAUAUCUACGGCUAGCCCCAUGUGCGUACUACCACCUACCACCACUGUUAAUAAUAAUACCUUUAGGAUGGCGAUCAAGAGAGCUGUCGAGCGGCAUAUCCGAUAUUCCAAAGUGGUGAGACAAGGACGACCGGGUACGUUUCCUUGGGGGGUUGACUUUUAACUCGUGCUCUAUUGAUAUACGCGCUUGAUUCCGUGCUAGGUAUAUACUAUUGACCGGUUUUCCUAUCUACACGUAGAC